CAUGAAGGGUGCAUCAGAAAAACGGAACAAUUGUAGAAAGUAACGCUGUAGCGAUAUCUUCAUGUAGUUUGGAAGCCCUUAGUGUUACACUUGGAUAUGGUUGUGGAUUUUACAGUUGGUUAAUAACCUCAUCAUUCAAACCGACCCUGCACGAGUCUGAAUUCAUUAAUCCAGUACAUCGGAUGAAGGUCAGGGAGUUUCGUAUUUGAUCCAUUCAAUCGAAACUGCCCUUCCUUUCUUCAAUAGUUUUGUCUAUAGACACGCGCCUGCUAGGGCGGGUCACUCGUGCAUUGUCGCCCAGCAGCCAAUCACAGAACGCGUGUGUGCCGGGGUCUUGCCUAUAAAUAUUAUCUGUUUCUCACAAACAGCACAAACAUACUGUACUUCUGUUUUAUCCUCAUCAACAUCUUCUCAAUUUAGCUCUACAAACGUAACUAUCUAUCUUCAAGAUGGAAGCUAUUGGCAAAUCUCUGAAGGAAGCUCUCAAGUCUGCCCAGUGUGAGGAUCGCCUCACUGUUGGUGUCUAUGAGAGUGCCAAAAUAAUGAAUGAUGACCCAGACAGCGUGUCUCUCUGUGUUCUGGCCACCGAUGAGGAGUGGGAGUGUGACAUUGCUCUCCAGAUCCACUUCACCCUCAUCCAGUCUUUCUGUUUUGACAACGACAUCAGCAUCGUCAGAGUGAACGACAUGCAGCGCCUGGCCAAGAUUGUUGGGAACAAGACUGGCCAGCUUGAAGAUGCCCACUGCUGUCUUAUCACGAACCCAGCUGAUGGUUCUUGGGAGGACGCUGCUCUGGAGAAGCUGCAUCUGUUCUGUGAGGAGAGCCACAGUCUGAACGACUGGGUUCCAGAGAUCACCCUUCUUGAGCGCUGAUCUUGACUCUUCUCUCUUGAGAUGCUGUAAACCUUCAACCUAUAAGGAAAUACUCAUCCGUUUACAGGAUGACACUGUUUCUCAUCCCUGGAUACUCCUGAGAAGGAUUCCGUUCCAGGCAGCGCGAGGCCGGCCCGAGUGGCCCCCGCGAUUCGUUGUCUCUUGUCCCGUCCAUACCAAGAUGACUUCCAUUCUUUAUGUGAAUGGGGUCAGGUAUGCCACGAGAGCGACAAAAAUGGCCCUCAUUCUUUGUGCGGAUGAGGUUUGGAGAGAAAGGAGAAGCGAGUUCUGCAUUUUGUGGUCCAAAGAGCAAACGUCUCACGUUGAAGCACGCGCAGUAGGAGAAGAAGCGGUGCCAAGAAGAAGCGUUCUUAAAAAGGGACUUUUUAAAAUGUCUUCUUGCUGAGCAGCAAUAACAACCGUUGCAUUCAGCGAUAUACUUCCCACUUUCCAGAAUUGUCUUAAUUCUCUAAAGGUUUCACUUCAGAUGAUUUAAAUAUGACAAAAACAAAAAACAGAAAUACAUUUUUAAAAAUGUACUUAGAAUACUCUAAAGGUUUAACUUUAGACCUUUAACAUGAGAUUUAUUAACAUUUUUAUGAAAGAUUAUUUCAGUUGUUAUUAUCGAAAAUGUUACAAUAUUGAACUCAUGAUUAUGUCAACAACUAAAAAGAAAGAUAUAUUACAUUUGUUGUUCUCUAAAAUGUUUUGCUGUUGAAUUCUUGAUUAUGUCAACAAAUAAGAAAGAAGAUACAUGAAUGAAUACAUUUGUUAUUUUCUAAAGGUUUCGCUUUAGACAUUUCUUGUACGACAAAAUUAUUAAUAAAAAGUUCAA
Oncorhynchus mykiss (rainbow trout) is the source of this 1707-nucleotide messenger RNA. Its product is annotated as growth arrest and DNA damage-inducible protein GADD45 gamma-like. The record is from RefSeq and is a predicted model, not a curated record. Gene Ontology annotation, biological process: regulation of cell cycle. Gene Ontology annotation, cellular component: cytoplasm; nucleus. Lineage: Eukaryota; Metazoa; Chordata; Actinopteri; Salmoniformes; Salmonidae.